Dimorphilus gyrociliatus is the source of this 1804-nucleotide messenger RNA. Lineage: Eukaryota; Metazoa; Annelida; Polychaeta; Dinophilidae. The record is from the annotation of a GenBank genome assembly.
CAUUACUCCCACCAGGAACGGAAGAUUACGACGCCAUAUUUUCAACUAGUGAUAAAUUCCAAAUAUUUUCCGCUACAUAACCAUUUUUGUGUGAGCUUUUGAGAAUAUUCAGGAUAUAUACCAUCUAGGUAUUUGUUUUAUUAACAAUCACAAUUUAAAUUUACGGUAAUGAUGUUAUCAGAAAUAUGAGUAAUAGAUCACCACAAUAGGUUAUUAGUGCAUAGCGACUAAUAUUUUCCUCAAUAAUUUGUGUCUUUUUUCAUUAAGCAAAAUGCCGAUAAGGCGAACGAUCAAAAACGUAGUAAAAAACUAUUCGGACGCUCAAGUUAAAGUUAGAGAAGCUACUAGUAAUGACCCGUGGAAUCCUUCUUCUACACUGAUGGCUGGGAUUGCCGAUUUAACCUAUAAUGUUGUAGCAUUUACGGAAAUUAUGCAGAUUAUUUGGAAGCGUUUAAAUGAUCAUGGCAAAAACUGGAGGCAUGUUUAUAAAUCUCUUGUUCUCUUGGAUUACAUAGUAAAAACUGGUAGUGAAAAAGUAGCCCAACAGUGUCGAGAAAAUAUCUAUGUUAUUCAAACUUUAAAAGACUUUCAGUACAUGGAUGAUAACAGGGACCAAGGAGCUAGUGUGCGGGAAAAAGCAAAGCAAUUGGUGGCUUUAUUAAAGGACGAAGAAAGAUUGAAAAAUGAAAGAGCUAAAGCCUUGAAGGCCAAAGAACGAUUCGCACAGAGUGCCAUGGGAUACGGCAGUAAUACAACCAGCCCGACUGUAAUGCACACCUCGUCGAGUUACGGCGAGACAUUCUCCCCACGUCCGAAUGUUGCUGCAAGUGAAUUGGAUGCUGCUCGACCAUCAAAUUCAAACGAAGAAGAGCUCCAGCUUCAACUCGCAUUAGCAAUGAGUAAGGAAGAAGCCGAAGAAGAUGAGAGAAAGAGAAGAGGCGAUGACAUGAAACUGCAUAUGGCAAUAGAAGAGAGCAAAAAGGAACAGGAAUCUGAUCAAGAACAGAACGACCUUGUGGGCUUAAGUUUACAACAAGCGACAGCAACAAAUGACGACGACAGUGUUUUAUCACCACAAUUCAGAGCUUAUCUUCAAAACCCCGAACUAGAGAAGGGUGCUGCAGUACCCGCUAACGAUCCAUGGGCAUCAGGAAGUAAACCUACCAAUGGAAAUAAGGAUGAUCCUUGGGGUUCCAGUUCUGCUACUUCAGAUCCAUGGGGUGCUCCGCAGCAGCAACAAACCGAUCCAUGGAGUUCAUCUAAAUCUCCAGAGAAGACCGGAUCAAAUGACCCUUGGGGAGCUCCAAGUCAAAAAGAAUCUCCCUGGGAAGAUUAUAGUAAUUUAAAUAAGCCAGGAGCGGCCAAUCCAUUAGAUGACUUCGAUCUCAUAGGAAACAGAUCGAACACCACAACCACCACCUCGGUAAAUAUAGAUAAUAACACAGCGGACGCCUUUAACUUGACCUCUCUUGAAACAAAUCUGCCAUCGAAAAAGACACCAGAAAAUUUUCUCGGUGAACAUAGCAAAUUGGUGAACAUGGACAAUUUAGUUAGCCGACCAACCCCAAGUCCUGUCAAUACGAAUCCAUUUGCAGCUUUAGCGAGUGGAGUGCCUCCUACUACAAACAAUCCAGCAGCAAGAAAUCCAUUUGCCCAACAGCAGGCAGUACCUCGAAUUCCAAUGAAUCAAAUGGCCAGAAAUUCACCGACUUUUCAAUUCGGAAAUGAACAACAAAUGCCGGCCCCUUUGGUACCGUUAGGUGGAGCUGGCGGGGCAGCUGCUAAUACCAACCCUUUCUUAUGA